GUUGACUCCUACUUAUGAGGACAGUGACCACAGUGAACCAGAACCAGACAGUGACCAGCAGCUCCUCUCUCACAGCUCUCCUGUAGCUGAGAGCCAGGAUCAGAGAGGAAACCAGCAUGUAGACUCAGGAUCAACCAGUCACAGUAGCAAUGUGGACAACUCUCCCAUGUCACAGACUGACUCUGAUCCUACCACAGGUGAGAAGCCGUAUGUUUGCAGUACCUGUGGGAAAGGAUUCAGUCAGAGCUCAGCCUUGACUACUCAUUUAAGAGUCCACACAGGUGAAAGGCCAUUCCCUUGCAGCACUUGUGGGAAAAGGUUCACGCACAGCAGCAGCUUGCGGAUCCACAUGAAGGUCCACAAAGAGCUGCCUCAGCAACAUGUCUGUAAGGAGGAGGAGGAGGUUGUGGUUGACCAGCAGCUCUGUGACCAAGAGAGAAACUCCAGUCUGGACCAAGAGGACCCAGAGCCUCCAGAGAUGGAACAGGAGGACGUCUGUAGCAGUCAGGAGGGAGAGCAGCUUGGACUGAAGCAGGAGACCGAUCCCUUUAUGUUGACUCCUACUUAUGAGGACAGUGACCACAGUGAACCAGAACCAGACAGUGACCAGCAGCUCCUCUCUCACAGCUCUCCGGUAGCUGAGAGCCAGGAUCGGAGAGGAGACCAGCAUGUAGACUCAGGGUCAACCAGUCACAGUAGCAAUGUGGACAACUCUCCUAUGUCACAGACUGACUCUGAUCCUACCACAGGUAACAAGUCCUUAAAAUGUGACACUUGUGGGAAAGGAUUCAGGCAGAACUCAAACUUGGGUAGACAUUUAAGAAUAUGCACAGGUGAGAAGCCAUAUUCUUGCAAAAUAUGUAGAAAAAGGUUUACAUGUAAUCAAAACGUGUUGGUCCACAUGAGAAUCCACACAGGUGAGAAGCCGUGUGUUUGCAACAUUUGUGGGAAAGGAUUCAGGCAGAACUCAAACUUGGGUAGACAUUUAAGAAUAUGCACAGGUGAGAAGCCAUAUUCUUGCAAAAUAUGUAGAAAAAGGUUUACAUGUAAUCAAAACGUGUUGGUCCACAUGAGAAUCCACACAGGUGAGAGGCCUUAUGUUUGCAACACCUGUGGGAAAGGUUUCAAGCAGAGCUCACAAUUGGAUGUUCAUUCAAAGAUUCAUACAGAUGAGAGGCCUUAUGUUUGCAACACCUGUGGGAAAGGUUUCAAGCAGAGCUCACAAUUGGAUGCUCAUUCAAAGAUUCACACAGGUGAGAGGCCAUAUUCCUGCAGUAACUGUGAGAAAAGUUUCUGUACAGCGUCAAAUUUGAAAAGACAUGUAAGAAUUCAUACAGAGCUGCCUCAGCAACAUGUCUGUGAGGAGGAAGAGGUUGUGGCUGACCAACAGCUCUGUGACCAGGAGAGGAACUUGACUCCUACUUAUGAGGACAGUGACCACAGUGAACCAGAACCAGACAGUGACCAGCAGCUCCUCUCUCACAGCUCUCCUGUAGCUGAGAGCCAGGAUCAGAGAGGAAACCAGCAUGUAGACUCAGGAUCAACCAGUCACAGUAGCAAUGUGGACAACUCUCCCAUGUCACAGACUGACUCUGAUCCUACCACAGGUAACAAGUCCUUCAAAUGUGGCACUUGUGGGAAAGAAUUUAUCUAUAAGGUCAACUUGAUUGUACAUCUGAGAAUCCACACAGGUGAGAAGCCAUAUUCUUGUAAAACAUGUGGGAAGAGUUUCACUCGUAGUGAUGUCUUGUCACGCCAUAUGAGAAUCCACAUAGGAGAUCCUGCUACAGGUAACAAGUUCUUCAAAUGUGACACUUGUGGGAAAGAUUUUAAGUGUAAGUCACUAUUGAACCGACAUUUGAGGAGCCACACAGGUGAGAGGCCAUAUUCUUGUGAAACAUGUGGGAAGAGUUUUUCUCAUAGUAGUAACCUGUUUGAGCAUCUGAGAAUCCACAGAGGUGAGAAGCCAUAUUCUUGUGAAACAUGUGGGAAGAGUUUCAUACGAAGAGGUAGCUUGAGUGUCCACAUGAAAAUUCACAUAGGCGAGAAGCCAUAUUCUUGUAAAAUGUGCCGGAAGAGUUUCACACGGAGAGAUAACAUGCGUACCCACAUGAAAAUCCACACAGGUGAGAAGCCGUAUUUUUGCAAAACAUGUGGGAAAAGUUUCAGACGAAGAGGUGGCUUGCAGCUCCACAUGAGAAUCCACACAGGUGAGAGACUGUUUGUUUGCAACACUUGUGGCAAAGGAUUCAAUCAUAGCUCAAGCUUUACUGUUCAUAUAAGAAGCCACACAGGUGAGAGGCCAUUUGUUUGCAACACCUGUGGGAAAGGAUUCAGGCAGAAGUCAGAAUUGACCAUUCAUUUAAGAGUCCACACAGGUGAGAGGCCAUAUAUUUGCCACACCUGUGGGAAAGGAUUCAGCGUGAGCUCAGCAUUGUAUACUCAUUUAAGAAUCCACACAGGUGAGAAGCCAUAUUCUUGCAGUAGCUGUGAGAAAAGCUUUCGUAGAGCAUCACAGUUGAAAACCCAUAAAAGAAUUCAUACAGGUUAAAAGUUUAUUCUUGCAAAAUGUGGGGGAGCUUUCAGACGUGGUGUUGACUUUUAUUGAUCGUAUACAAUGUAUUAAAGAUAUGGGCGUUCACACUGGGCGUUUAAACAGAACUCGGGAGUGGAUGUGUUCAUUGACAAGUCCAGUAAAGUUUAGGUCAACCAAAAGAAAAACGACAUUACUUUUAGCCAUUUUACUUUGUGCAGCUGAUGAACAGCUCCCGGACAAGCCCUUGCCUUUUUUGGGGAGGCGACUGUUAUUCAGUGGGUAGAGCAGUCGUAUCCCAACCGGAAGGAUGAAGGUUCGAAUCUUGGUACUGCAGUCCAAUGUCGAAGUGUCCUUGGGCAAGACACUGAAACCCCCCUGUUACCCCUGAUGGUUAAAGCCACUGGUUGAGUUGGUGCCACAGAUGGCUGCCUCUGUUCUGUACCGGAAACAAAUUCCCUGUGUGUAACA
Molecule: messenger RNA, 3004 nt
Organism: Monopterus albus (swamp eel)
Lineage: Eukaryota; Metazoa; Chordata; Actinopteri; Synbranchiformes; Synbranchidae
Product: zinc finger protein 271-like
Exons: 5
Coding region: 167-2551 (794 amino acids)
Biological process (GO): regulation of transcription by RNA polymerase II
Molecular function (GO): DNA-binding transcription factor activity, RNA polymerase II-specific; RNA polymerase II cis-regulatory region sequence-specific DNA binding
Source: RefSeq, a predicted model, not a curated record